Myotis lucifugus (little brown bat) is the source of this 1689-nucleotide messenger RNA. RefSeq names its product syntrophin gamma 1 (gene SNTG1). NCBI's taxonomy places the organism in Eukaryota, Metazoa, Chordata, Mammalia, Chiroptera, Vespertilionidae. Gene Ontology annotation, cellular component: intracellular anatomical structure; dystrophin-associated glycoprotein complex. The coding region runs from base 106 to 1659 and encodes 517 amino acids. Gene Ontology annotation, molecular function: structural molecule activity; protein binding. The transcript is spliced from 19 exons. The record is from RefSeq and is a predicted model, not a curated record.
AGACGAUUCUCCAGAAUGUUGUGAUUGCCAGAGGAGUGACUUCUGAUAAAAGAAAAAUACUGCUCUACCUACACUCAAAAGACAUCCUUUGCGGUGCCAUAGCACAUGGAUUUCAGGACUGCCUGUGAGGAGACAAAGACAGGGAUUUGUUUGCUGCAGGAUGGCAAUCAGGAGCCUUUCAAAGUCCGGCUGCACCUGGCCAAAGACAUUCUGAUGAUCCAGGAGCAGGAUGUGAUAUGUGUGUCUGGUGAGCCUUUCUAUUCUGGUGAAAGAACGGUGACCAUUAGAAGACAAACUGUAGGAGGAUUUGGAUUAAGCAUAAAGGGGGGAGCAGAACAUAACAUUCCAGUUGUCAUUUCAAAAAUCUCCAAGGAGCAAAGAGCAGAACUUUCGGGGCUGCUCUUCAUCGGGGAUGCGAUCCUACAGAUCAAUGGAAUUAAUGUGAGAAAAUGCAGACAUGAAGAAGUGGUUCAAGUUCUUAGGAAUGCUGGAGAAGAAGUGACCCUAACAGUGUCUUUUUUAAAAAGAGCACCUGCUUUCCUCAAACUCCCACUGAAUGAAGAUUGUGCAUGUGCACCAAGCGACCAGAGUAGUGGCACCUCCUCUCCUCUGUGUGACAGUGGCUUACAUCUCAACUAUCAUCCCAAUAAUACAGACACAUUAUCAUGUUCUUCAUGGCCAACUUCUCCAGGCUUGAGAUGGGAAAAGCGAUGGUGUGACCUUAGACUGCUCCCUCUACUUCAUUCUCGUUUCUCUCAGUAUGUGCCCGGGACAGAUUUGAGUCGGCAGAAUGCUUUUCAAGUCAUUGCUGUGGACGGGGUCUGCAGUGGGAUCAUUCAGUGCCUCUCUGCUGACGACUGCAUCGACUGGCUGCAAGCAAUAGCAACUAAUAUUUCAAACCUCACAAAGCACAAUAUUAAAAAAAUCAACAGAAACUUUCCUGUAAACCAGCAGAUCGUCUACAUGGGUUGGUGUGAGGCCCGGGAGCAGGACCCCCUUCAGGACUCGGUGUACUCUCCAAUCUUUCUAGCCCUGAGGGGCUCAUGUCUUUACAAGUUUCUGGCACCUCCAGUGACAACGUGGGAUUGGACCCGAGCAGAGAAAACAUUUUCAGUUUAUGAGAUCAUGUGCAAGAUUCUCAAGGACAGUGACCUCCUGGACCAGCGCAGACACUGUUUCACUGUGCAGUCCGAGUCCGGGGAGGACCUCUACUUCUCCGUGGAGUUAGACUGCGACCUUGCCCAAUGGGAAAGAGCCUUCCAAACAGCAACAUUUCUGGAAGUGGAGCGGAUACAGUGCAAGACAUAUGCAUGUGUACUAGAAAGUCAUCUAAUGGGACUCACCAUCGACUUUAGCACAGGAUUUAUAUGCUUUGAUGCUGCGACAAAGGCUGUACUUUGGAGGUAUAAGUUUUCUCAUCUUAAAGGCUCUUCAGAUGAUGGCAAGAGCAAAAUCAAAUUUUUGUUUCAGAAUCCAGAUACUAAACAGAUUGAAGCAAAGGAGCUGGAGUUUUCGAAUCUAUUUGCUGUUCUUCACUGCAUUCACUCGUUCUUUGCGGCCAAAGUAGCUUGUCUGGACCCUCUCUUCUUAGGCCAUCAAGCUACUGCCUCUGCUGCGGCCAGUUCUGCUACGAUGAGCAAAGCAAAGUACACAACUUGACACCCUGAGUUUUGUGUUGCCACUUACCAU